AGGCCACCACUCAUUUCCUCAAAUAUUUGUGUAUAAAAUAGUUUACAGUUCUUUUAAUUUAGCAUAAAAUAGAAACCAAUUUUUUAUUAUGUUUUUAAUCUGCCAGUAUUAUAAUAAUCGAUGCAUGCUUUGCUCUAGCACCUGAUAGUAAACAUCUGUUGAGAGUCAAAACGCUUGACUUCAUAAAUGUAAGUUUUGCGAAACGAACACGCCAUACCCAUUCCGAAAGUACCGAACACAACAAAAAGAUUCUUCAUCUGAGAGCCGAGACUGGCCGAGAGGUGAAGGUCGCAAAGGACGGUAGCAGGGUCGCAAGGCUGUCCCUUAAAAAGAGGCACCGUUGCGAUCCCUAAAUACUCCGGGGUGUGUUUCCCCUCGUCGGCCCUUUCUCCGCACGUAUUCUUCGAUCUUGUCCGUAAGGGCCCGAGGUCCCGGUGUGCAAGCGAAGAUGUCGGAAGCGAUCCUCAGGGCGUCUUCAGGCCCGAGCGUCGAGCAAAUUCAGGCCCAAGAGACUAUCUCCAGAGUCACCCAGGGCAUGCAGAAGGGAAAAGUGAUCGCCGUGUUCACCAGCGGAGGUGAUUCGCAAGGCAUGAAUGCAGCAGUGCGUGCCGUGGUCCGCAUGGGCCUGUACACGGGUGCCCGAGUGUUCUUCAUCAAGGAGGGCUACCAGGGCAUGGUGGACGGCGGGGACUACAUCGUCGAGGCCACCUGGGUCAGCGUGUCGGGCAUCAUACACAAGGGUGGUACGGUGAUUGGAAGCGCCCGGUGCUCGGCUUUCCGAAAGCGUGAGGGCCGCCUGAAGGCGGCUGCCAACCUGGUGAAUCACGGCAUCACCAACUUGGUGGUGAUUGGUGGUGAUGGCUCGCUCACUGGUGCCAACCUCUUCCGCCAGGAGUGGAGCUCGCUGCUUGACGAAUUGGUCGACAAAGGCACCAUCUCCCCCGAGCUGAGGAGCCAGUGCGCCCACCUGAACAUUGUGGGCAUGGUGGGGUCGAUCGACAACGACUUCUGCGGCACCGAUAUGACCAUCGGCACUGACUCAGCGUUGCACCGCAUCAUUGAGGCCAUCGAUGCCAUCGUGACGACUGCCUCAAGCCACCAAAGGACCUUCAUUCUGGAGGUGAUGGGCAGGCACUGUGGAUACCUGGCCAUUGUGGCUGCCCUGGCCAGCGAGGCUGACUUUGUCUUCAUCCCCGAGUGGCCCCCAGAGGGCGACUGGCCGACCGUGCUCUGCAAGAAGCUGCAGCAGGAAAGAGAUGCUGGCCAGCGGCUGAAUAUCAUCAUCGUUGCUGAAGGAGCUCAAGACAGGGCAGGACAACCCAUUACUGCUGACGAUGUCAAGAAGGUUGUGGUGGACAACCUGAAACAGGACACCAGGGUGACAGUCCUUGGGCACGUACAGAGAGGAGGAAGCCCCUCUGCUUUUGACAGGAUCCUGGGUUGCAGGAUGGGAGCGGAGGCUGUGCUGGCCCUGUUUGAGGCCACUCCCGACUCAGAGGCUUGCGUGGUCUCCCUCGACGGGAACCAGGCCGUCCGGGUGCCCCUGAUGCAGUGCGUCGCAAAGACGCAAGCUGUGGCCAAAUGCAUGGCAGACAAGGAGUGGCAGAAGGCGGUGCAACUCAGGGGCAGGAGCUUUGAACGUAACCUGCUCACUUACCGUAUGCUGACUAGGCUGAAGCCACCAAAGGCUGCACUGGACAAAGGGGCGGGCUACCGGCUGGCCGUGAUGCAUGUGGGAGCACCCUGUUGCGGCAUGAACGCCGCUGUGCGUUCUUUCGUCCGGAACUGCCUCUUCCGUGGUGACACGGUCCUCGCGAUUCACGACGGCGUCGAAGGCCUAGUGGAGAACAACAUCCACAGCAUCCAGUGGCACGAAGUGGCCGGCUGGGUGGGACAAGGCGGAGCUUUUCUGGGAACAAAGAGGACGGUUCCCGGGGACUUGAUGGAGCAGAUCGUGGCCCGGAUAAAGGAACACAAGAUCCAGGCGCUUCUCGUCAUUGGAGGAUUUGAGGGAUACCACACGGUCCUGCAGUUGGCGGAGGCACGGGAGAGACACCCCGCUCUGCGCAUCCCCAUGGUGGUCAUCCCAGCUACCAUCAGCAACAACGUCCCCGGGACGGAGUUUUCGCUCGGCGCCGAUACUGCGAUCAACGAGAUCACUGAGAUCUGCGACCGCAUCCGGCAGUCGGCACAGGGCACCAAGCGUCGGGUGUUUGUGGUGGAGACGAUGGGGGGCUACUGUGGCUACCUGGCCACUUUGGCAGGCCUGGCCGGGGGCGCAGACUCGGCUUACAUCUACGAGGAGGACUUUGGCAUCAAGGACCUAAUGGCGGACGUGCUGCACAUGAAGGUCAAGAUGUCCGAGGGAGUCCAGAGGGGCCUCGUGCUCAGGAACGAGAAGGCCAAUGAGAACUACACAACAGACUUCAUCCACCGCCUGUACUCCGAGGAGGGCAAGGAUGUCUUCUCUACCCGCAUGAACAUCCUCGGACACAUGCAACAGGGUGGCAGCCCCUCUCCGUUUGACCGCAACUUCGGCACCAAGAUGGCCGCCAAGGCGUCUGAGUGGCUGUUGACGCAGCUCAAGGCCUACGUGCAACCCGACGGCUCGGUGAACGCACACACCCCUGAGACUGCGACGCUGCUCGGCCUGGUGCGCCGCCAGUACCAGUUCACGCCCGUCCAGGACCUCAAGACCCGCACCGACUGGAAGAGCCGCCUGUCGAAAAAGCAGUGGUGGCUCGACCUGCGCCCCCUCCUCAACAUGUUGGCCACCUCUGACCGCUAUCUCCGCGAGAUGGCCGGCAAGCGUCCACUCCUCGUUGAACAGUCCAUCACCGAAGACGUCGAUGACGUCGCCUACGGCAUCUAAGCUUUUCCGCCUCUCCCCAACUAUACCCGGGUUUCUCGCCGGUUCAGAGCUCUUCUCAAUUCUGUAGCAUUGGAGCCCCUAGAGCCACUAAACGCGCCUCAGACCAUUGACAUUUCAGCCGUCCCGGUGCACAAGGUCAUUGUUGCCAGUCGUUUGAAGCUUCAUCCGAAAUUGCUGGAAACCAUUUUUUGUUCUCGAGAAAUGUUAAAACAGUCCGCAACAGAGUGAUACAGUUUCACCCGAGCUUCGUGACACCGUAUCCACAGCUCAGGAAAUCACAUUUUUGGAUCGUUACGAAUGUUGGCUGCGCCUGUUCCGCACCAAACACUCGGGGUGUUUGGUGCCCACGAGAAAAUCGAAGAAUGAAGUGCUGGUACUCUAAGUGCAGUUUGGACCUAGUGGCUCUAGGAGCUCCCAUGUAGAAGUUUCUGAAGCAGCUUGACUGACAAAGGCUUCGCGGAAGGCGAUAGAACGCGGACGUUGGGGGCAAAGCGAACGAAAAAAGAGAGUGUCUUCUCGCGCUGCAUUUCGUUCAGUGUUGGCACCCGUUGUUUGAUAAAUUGUUUGACUGAACUAUUUCCGUUUUACCCUCGACGAGAUCUCGGUUGCUUGGAGUUUGGCCGACGUUCGGUUCUAAGUUCUUUUUUUCAACGUGUUGACACACUCCACCCAAGUGGACUCCUGUGUUGGGUUUUGUGGGGAAGCAGGCAAAUUUGUAGCGUGACAUGGGAUUGACAGCCACGGCAAGGCGGUACAACCUUGUCCUCUUGUGGAGGCAAUCUGGCAGUAAGCCGCAUAAGUUUUAGGAUUGUUGGACGAGCGAUUGUGUCAUAGCGUUACCCAGCCACCCAUUCAGAAGGUUAGUUAUUGUCACCCGAAACUCCGAAACCUGCAGCCAGUGUAAAUAUUUGUAUGCUAGAUUCAGUCUCCCAUUGUGCAAUGUGCUUAUCUUUGAACUCUGGUGUGACCUUCAUUGUUAAUGAGCUCGAGAUUGCACAAAUUCUUUUCGAAGCUGCAUAUGAAUUGUGGGGUUAUAAAAGCGUGUGUCAAACUUCUUUUGCCAUUUUGACUCCGGUUACUUUGAGACAUGUGCUACACCACUGAGUUUUUUUUUUUUUUGUACUGGUGAAGCAGUUUUGGAUGUGAAAAAACACAAGGUCGUGUGGAAAAAAAAAAUAGCAGAACACUAGUACUAUGCCAAACCUUACCCCUUUUACAUUAGAAGGACGGCUUUUAUAGCUGAGAAUAAAUUGCUGCUCUAAUGUCACUGAAACAUCUUAUUCUCCUAGAGUAUUGUUGUCACGUAUAUUGUCAACCACUGACCACUUUAUUAGGUCGUUUAUGUAGAGUUAGAUGUUUUCAGAGUUUGUACUCCGAGUUUAAAGACCGACGACCAGUUUGCGCUUUACGCUUUUCCCCCCGCUUCCUCCUCUCCCCCCUUCUGUCCUGUCCACUGUUGCCUGUUUCCUCCUCUCCCAGGGUGAGGAGGAUCUUCUGCCUUGCAGAAUCCCGUGUCUGGUCGUCGGCCUUUAAGCUUUUGACAAAAGAGAUAUAUUUGGGGUUUAAUUCUCCCUAAAUAUUGUGGUGUGAUGUGGGUGAAGUUUUCUUUGUGCAGUGCCUUUCGUGGGCAGCUACUGUUGUAAGAUCUGAUUGUUGACUUCACCGUUGGUGACAAGUGUAGAGGAGCUCUUGUGCAUGUUGUGUGUAACAAGACCUCCCAAAUUUACUUCUAUACUGUUACGUUUUUUGUUUCUUUUUACUCGGGACAACUAAAAAGGAAACUAUUCUCCUUCCCAUCCCUAGAUUGAAAAAAUCUUUUCCUUUUUCUGUGGGAAUUGAGACACUCUUGCAAGAAGGAUUUCAGAAGAAAACGAAAAGGCUGGGGAGGAAUCGUCAGCCAUCCUGAAAAUUACUUUCCUAAUUUAUUGAGGCUUUAAUAAUUUACCUGAGACUGCUUCAAGCAUUGCAUAUAUUUGUCAUGUGUGUUUGUUUUUUUUCGUUAUAGGAUAAAUCAUUGAAAUAAUAUUGAUUCUUCAGUGUUUUGCCGUACACUUGUUUUGAGCUCAGUGCCACAAGUGAUAUGUUGGAAGUGACUGAUUUGGGAGGCUUUGCUACGCAGAAGUAUAUUAUAAGAUGAAAAUGCACUGAAUACCUUUAUGUUACUGAUACCAUGUUCCUGCAUCUGUUUCUUUUUUUUUUAAGAGGUGCUACAGCACUUCUUUAGAAAAGUAAAUUGGAGCUUUAAUGAUAAAAGGCGUGCAACCUUUAACUUCGAGGCUGUUGUAUGUUGGUGAUGGUUUUUGCUUUCUUGUUCUUGUGCAAAGGCCGGUAUUGUGUUCUUUCGUAAAAGUAUCGGCACAUUACUAAAUAAAUUGUAGUAUCAGUAGAGUAGUUGUGCCGGAUGGAGCCUAUUUUAAAGACUUCCAAUAGUCUUUCAAAAUGUUGUAGAUGGGUAUCUUUCUUGGGGAUUUUAUCAUUUGUGUACUGUAUCUGUGUGUGUGUGCUCCAUCCACCCAAAGAAUUAUCUCAAAAUUUAAUGUUACUCAUCUCUAAAAAGAAGUGUCAUGUGUAUUUUAAGGAUGUUUCCUUACUUGAAAUGCUGGUUGCACUGACGUGCAUAAUUUUUAUUAUUAUUAUUAUUAUCAUCAUAACUUUAGAGUUCAUAGGUUCUGGUUCAAACAAGAAUAUAUCAGGAUGAAUGAAUUCCUCUGAUUGGAUGCUGCAGUCUCCUGAUUCUCCAAUGAGGACGUUGAUCUUGUAUUUUUAUUGCCGAUUUUUUAACCUAGACGCUCUCCAGUGAUAUAGCAUUUUUAUUUUAUAAUAGCCUAGUCAUUGUACCUUUUAUUAUUGCCCUCUGUUGAGUUUUUGCAGUUUGCAUCUUGUUUAAUUUCCUUUCUUUUACCCAGGGCAUUAUUUACAUCUGUUCCUGUUUAUAAGAGGACUGUGGCUAACUUCCAGAAAUCUAGUUAUGUGUUCAACCGUUAAUAUAACGUGCGAGCAUCAGCUGGAGAGACUACCUGCGUCAUCUGCUGGCACAAUCUGGCAGCCCACGCUGCUGUUCUUUUCUAGUGUCGCACUCCCAGGAUGAAAGCGAUAGCUGGUGCUCGCUUAAAUGUUCUACAAUCAAAUUCUGAUGAGCCUUGCAUACCUUCAGUACGGCGUAUAUCAGCGUCAUCUUCUGCUGUUAUUUGCUCUGUCAUAUCAAGGAUGAUAGCAGCAACGCAGUUGUAAUCCAAUGCUAAGCAGGAUGUAAAAAAAAUAUUUAAAAAGCUUUAUUCUCUGCGGCAUCAUCGCUCUUUUCGUUAGGCGGCGGUGAUAUCAGUUUCGGUUACUGCUCGCGUGUUACGCUUAACAGUUGAGCACAUUGUAGUUGGAGACGUCAAAAGUGACACGUUGUGCAUGUUGUAUUUUUAGCUCGUAGCCAAGACACCAGUGUUCUUUCAUGUGUUCCUACGCAGUGCUAUUUUUUAGGCAAUACGAAUAGCUACAUGUGUGAUACACUAACUGUGUUAUUUCUAUACAAGGUUUAGCACGGCCGCCUCCCACCUUAGGACGCUUUGGGACGUGUUUAUUGUCAGUUACGGAGUGGGCCUGGGGAGGUCGGGCGUCACAGCUGCUUGAGGUUGUGUACAAUGUUUGCUGGAAGCCAAAUAAAGUCUUAGACAGUGAAAGGAG
Ixodes scapularis (black-legged tick) is the source of this 6547-nucleotide messenger RNA. RefSeq names its product ATP-dependent 6-phosphofructokinase (gene Pfk). Lineage: Eukaryota; Metazoa; Arthropoda; Arachnida; Ixodida; Ixodidae. The transcript has 19 exons. Bases 449 to 2872 code for a protein of 807 amino acids. Gene Ontology annotation, biological process: canonical glycolysis; fructose 6-phosphate metabolic process; fructose 1,6-bisphosphate metabolic process. The record is from RefSeq and is a predicted model, not a curated record. Gene Ontology annotation, cellular component: 6-phosphofructokinase complex; cytoplasm. Gene Ontology annotation, molecular function: fructose-6-phosphate binding; monosaccharide binding; identical protein binding.